Rhizopus microsporus ATCC 52813 is the source of this 870-nucleotide messenger RNA. Its product is annotated as RNA-binding domain-containing protein. Gene Ontology annotation, molecular function: RNA binding. Lineage: Eukaryota; Fungi; Mucoromycota; Mucoromycetes; Mucorales; Rhizopodaceae. The record is from RefSeq and is a predicted model, not a curated record. Gene Ontology annotation, cellular component: nucleus. Gene Ontology annotation, biological process: mRNA processing. The transcript has 5 exons. Bases 1 to 870 code for a protein of 289 amino acids.
AUGAGUGAAUUAUCACCUCCAUCUAGCAAAAUGGCCGAUGACUAUCCACCACCUCCUCCUCCUGCAAACAAUGGUGUUCCACCACCUUCGUCAUCAUCUUCAUCUGUAGGCCGUCGAGAACGAUCACCUGGUCGUGAUCGCUCCUUGUCACCACGCCGUCGUUCUCCUUCUGCUGGUGGCCGAUACUAUGACGACAGACGCUCAUACCGUGAUGAUGACAGGUACCACAGAGAUCGAUACGAUUAUCCUCGUCGCGAUUACUACCACCGAGACGAUCGCUACGACCGAGACCGCUACGACCGAGACCGUUAUGACCACAGAGACAGAUACGAUCGAUACGACCACCGCUAUGAGCACAGAGACCGUUAUGAACGCUAUGACGACAGAAGAGGAAGAUAUCCUCCUAAAGCAAGAGCAAGAAGACCUGUUGAACGAGGAACAGAACAAGAUAGAAAGUCAUCAACUACUAUUUACGCAGGAAACCUUCCCUACGAUUUCAUUGAACGAGACGUUGCCACCAUGUUUGAACGCUAUGGUCGUUUGAAGUCAGUAACUGUUCCAAUGGACACCGUAACCAAUAAGAAUAAAGGCUUUGCUUUUAUUGAAUUUGAGGAUCGUCGUGAUGCUGAAGAUGCAUUUGAAAAAUUCGAUGGUUUCAGUGUCGAAGGCCGUCGUUUAAGACUUGACUGGGACAUUGGACUUUCAAAGAAAGAACAACAUCGUCCUGCCAGACGUUCAACAAACGGACCUCCACCUAUGGACGACCCUCGUGACAGAAAUAUGAGCGAUCCUUAUUCUGCUCCCCCUCCUCCUCCUCCUAUGGAUUCUCGUGGAUACAGACGCGACUCACCUGAACCUUAUCGUCGCUAA